Dreissena polymorpha is the source of this 1819-nucleotide messenger RNA. Its product is annotated as trafficking protein particle complex subunit 14-like. The coding region runs from base 1 to 1728 and encodes 575 amino acids. The transcript has 13 exons. Gene Ontology annotation, cellular component: TRAPPII protein complex. Gene Ontology annotation, biological process: cilium assembly. Lineage: Eukaryota; Metazoa; Mollusca; Bivalvia; Myida; Dreissenidae. Gene Ontology annotation, molecular function: alpha-tubulin binding. The record is from RefSeq and is a predicted model, not a curated record.
AUGGCGGGAGAGAUUGUCAAUUUUGACAGCUCAGAGGUUAUCUUUGGACGGUACACUUCGGAAACUAAGUUUAUUGAAUCGAAAACUAAUGAGAUUGAACACUAUUUCAUUGGACAGCACGUCACACUGCUUUUGAAAUUAAAACUUUCCAAUGAAACUGUUAACAGGCUGAAGAGUGUUCACCCUCCAGGACGUAGCCCUCUGUUGGAAAAUAUUAACACUUCAAUAAAACGUCAACUGAACCAUGGUGUUGAUGUUAGAUACAAGGUUGUUCCUUUGAAAAAGCUUCCCAGUAUUGCACUGCAUUCAUCGACAGAUUGUCUGACGUGUCAUGUAACCGCAAGUCAACAUGAAGAGUCUGAACAGCAAAACGAACAGUCACUGGAACCAACAUUUUCAUGUGACAAGAAAUUCUACCAUAAACCAGUAUGGGUGACUAUACCAGAGUUACCAUUUGAAACCAGCCUGGCCAGUCUUGUCAUCCUCAUUCAGCCAGCCUGUAAACACACUCCAAGAUGGCUUAGCAGUCCAGCAAAGUUAGACACCUUUGAUAAUCUGCAAGAAGUCACAAAUGACAAAGCAGAAGGUGGAAAAUUAGUUUCAAGGAAAUUCAAGGUGAUUCAUCCCCCAUUCAUGAUGUUUCAGCAAAUCAGUGUUGGUAGCCAGAAAACUGUAUUUUUGGAAGUGUCUAAUCUCUCUCAGAAGCCAGCUGUCAUCAAGGAAUGUUUCUUCAAGCCUGCAAUCUGUCCUAAAUCGGGGACAUCCCUACCUUGCAAGAAGGAAAAAACAAAUGAGCGACCAUGCUUGCUUCAUAGUGACAAUAUUGCGACACUGAUGAAUGACCAGGGGACUAUUUUACCUGAACGUCUACUACCUGGGGAAAAAGUUUCACUUGCUGCCAAUAUUAAUGUGAAUGCACUUCAUAAUAGCUGUCUAAAAGAUGAGCUGUCAUGGGAAGCACAGUUGACAUGGGCCAUUGAUAAGAAUUCCAUGAAACAGUUUACCAUUGCUACAACAUACAGGUUGCCUAACUUAAAGCUGAAGAAAGGAUUGUUUAUAAUGUCAGCAUAUUGCAACAAAUCUUCGCUUAAGAAAGGUGAAAGGGUCUGCAUAACAUAUACUAUACAGAAUAACCUUCAUGAGUUUCUGUCAAUUCGGUUGUCAUGGCAACCCCCAUCUGCAGACGAACAGGAUAAUGGCCACAUGAUGACCACACACACUGCAGAUGGUCUUGUGUGUGAAGAACCGUCAGUCCUGCUGGGUGCAUGUCAGGUAGGGGAGACUUUGAAAGCCAAAGUUCACUUCAGGGCGUUACGCUUAGGCUUAUACGAGGUGUGUAAACACAUGAAGGUGAAUCUGCGCUACUCUAUUCCUGUGUCGGAUUCAUCCACCAUGACUAGCCAAACAAGCCCGCUAUCCACACAGUCCGACGAUCCACAAAUGCUACACUCAACGUUAGAAGAUAUUGGGGGGAUACAAUCCAACAGCCGACUGACUGCUAGUGAUUUAGUGCCAAAACUAUCACCGCAUCAUAAAUCUCUGUCGUUUUCUGACCUCGGACAAGAUAUCUCGGAUGAACUGUUUACUUCAGGAAAACGCCGUGAUCCGCAGUCACCUUGGUUACAAAAGAACAUCCGGUCAUUGAGCGCAGUGGAAUAUGAGAAGCUGUUACUGAGUGCUGAUAACUUUAUUAAGAACUCUUGCCUUGUUAAAGUUGACAAUAAUUAAGUCAAUAAGUUUGAUCAAAGGUCAGUUUUAUUUAAUUGUAAUUACGAAUAUAGUGUCUCAAAACAAGGGAUGAUUAAAAAGUUAUCGGAAA